AUGGGCCCCUAUACCGCCUCCUCAUGCUGCUGCCAGGUCCAGAGUGUGUCAUGGGCCCCGCUACCGACUCCUCAUGCUGCUGCAGGUAGGCCCGUUAAAUCUGUCAUGGGCCCAUGUACGCCUCCCAUGCUGCUGCCAGGUACCAGAGUGUGUCAUGGGUCCCUGUUACGGGGCCUCCAUUGUCUGCUGCCAGGGCCCGGUAUAUCGUAAUCUGCCAUGGGCCCCGUACGACGUCUCUCAUGCUGCUGCACAAGGCCCGUAAUCUGUCAUUGGGCCCCUGUAAGCCUCUCUCAUGCUUCGGCUGCCAGGUUCCAGAGAGUGUGUCAUGGGUCCCUGUACGGCCUCCCAUUGCUGAUGUCUCUAUCGCCACACCUCUGCCAUGUGCCACUUUCCAGGUCUCCUCACACUGCUGCGUGGUUUCCAUUUUUGUCAUAGGGUGCUGUAUGGCCUCCCAUUGGCUGCUGGCCUCCACCAACCACACUGUAGCUCCACACUCUGGUUUGGCCCCGUGAUCUGCCCAAACUAUGAGUGAAGUUGUGUGCGUUGA
This is a messenger RNA of Staurois parvus, 547 nucleotides long. Lineage: Eukaryota; Metazoa; Chordata; Amphibia; Anura; Ranidae. The record is from the annotation of a GenBank genome assembly.